Histoplasma capsulatum G186AR is the source of this 1896-nucleotide messenger RNA. RefSeq names its product sucrose transporter. Lineage: Eukaryota; Fungi; Ascomycota; Eurotiomycetes; Onygenales; Ajellomycetaceae. Gene Ontology annotation, molecular function: sucrose:proton symporter activity. Bases 1 to 1896 code for a protein of 631 amino acids. The transcript has 2 exons. The record is from RefSeq and is a predicted model, not a curated record. Gene Ontology annotation, cellular component: membrane.
AUGGAUAAAUCCCUCCUUGCCUUUGUUUGGAUUGCAGGCCCCUUAACAGGAGCCCUUGUCCAGCCAUACGUUGGCAUUCGUAGUGAUAACUGCAGAAUAUCAUGGGGAAAACGAAAGCCAUUUAUGAUCGGGGGUGGGAUUGCCACGAUCGUAUCCCUGCUCGCGCUUGCAUGGACUCGUGAGAUUGUGGGCGGCAUGUUGGGCAUAUUUGGCGUUCCUUUCGGCUCUGAGGGUGUCAAAGUAACGUCUAUCGUCAUGGCGACUAUUUUGAUGUAUUGCCUUGAUUUUGCUAUUAAUACAGUCCAAGCGGCAAUUCGAGCUUUCAUCGUCGACAAUGCCCCAGCGCACCAGCAAGAGGCUGCAAAUGCAUGGGCAAGUCGGCUAACUGGUAUUGGCAAUAUCCUGGGAUAUAUCUCGGGCUAUCUCGAUCUACCCAAAAUACUUCCCCUUUUCGGGAAGACGCAAUUCCAAGUACUUUGUAUGAUUGCGUCCCUAUCGCUGGGCAUUACGCUUUUAAUUAGCUGCCUAUUCAUCACCGAGCGGGAUCCACGACUGGAAGGCCCCCCGUCAUCAGAUAAUCCUGGAGUUAUCGCUUUUUUCAAGCAAGUUUUCCAUUCCAUCCGCACCUUGCCGCCCCAAAUCCGCAAAGUAUGCGAGGUCCAGCUUUUCGCAUGGGUCGGGUGGUUCCCAUUCUUGUUUUACAGCACCACUUACAUCGGGCAGCUGUACGUUAAUCCGAUAUUUGAGGAACGCCCACACCUACCGCCUGAGGAUAUUGACGAGGCGUGGGUAGCGGCUACUCGGGUGGGCACCUUUGCACUGUUGAUCUACGCGAUUAUAUCAUUCGCAGCGAGCAUCAUUCUUCCUCUUCUAGUCGUGCCGACAUAUCGACCGGCGAUUUUAACCCCGAAGUCUGUUGCCUCACCCACCCGGCAGCACCCAUACCUAUCUCGCAGAAAGUCAGCAUCAACCAUAUCCAUCACCGUUUCAUCUGCUGCGUUAUCGCUACCACCACCACAACUAAGUAAACCACUUGAGCUAACUGAGAGGGAAUCACCAUCUCUACUCUCCUGCCUGCAGAUACCGGGUUUCACCCUCCGACGCGCUUGGCUCAUGUCCCACAUCCUAUUUACCAUUUGUAUGUUCAGCACCUUUUUCAUUAAAACUCCACAGGCUGGAACGGUGGUCGUGUCUGUCGUUGGUAUCUCAUGGGCAAUGACUCUUUGGGCGCCAUUUGCCCUUAUAUCGGCGGAGGUGGCAAAAAGUGAUGCAAAAAAACGCCGGAGGAGAUAUCGGUUGCUACACAUGAGACGCGAUUCUAGCGAUGGUCUGUUGCCCCGAUCGCGGCGGCGGGAACAACAACAACAAGCUGUUGUCGCUAGCCAGGAGGAUCGUAGCGAUGCUCAUAUGGCAGUAGAAGGUGAUUAUGAAACUCCCGGUCUUUCGUAUCAUUCCACUGCGUCAACAUCCCUGCCAACCCCUGUCGCCACCGCCCAUGGCCAAGAUGACAAAAACGAACAAAACAACGAGGAGAGCUCCCAUCGCAACGACGAAGAUGGCGAUAAUCUUACCGUCGAUGAGAGAGAAGAGGACAAUGAAGAUGACAAUGAAUCAGCAGACGACGGCGAGGUCGACACUACCGACGAAGCCGGCGUGAUUCUUGGCAUCCACAAUGUGGCGAUAUCCUUUCCGCAAAUCCUUUCGACUCUGGUUAGCAGUGCUAUCUUCAACGCCCUGCAGAAGCCGCGCGGAGAGCCUUGGGAUGAUUCUGUGGGGUGGGUUAUGAGGUUUGGUGGGCUUGUGACAAUUGGUGCGGCGGUCGUCACGAAGAGGCUGGCGGAGGGGGGUAGCGCGGGUUCGAAAGUCGGGUUGUGGAAGAAUAGGGAUGCUGUAUGA